Diuraphis noxia (Russian wheat aphid) is the source of this 1874-nucleotide messenger RNA. Its product is annotated as mini-chromosome maintenance complex-binding protein. Gene Ontology annotation, biological process: DNA-templated DNA replication. The record is from RefSeq and is a predicted model, not a curated record. NCBI's taxonomy places the organism in Eukaryota, Metazoa, Arthropoda, Insecta, Hemiptera, Aphididae. Gene Ontology annotation, molecular function: chromatin binding.
GUCAAGCAUCAACCAUAAGGUAUAAAAAGUAAAAAUUUUCGCGGUGCGCUAGCAGUCUAUAUCCUUUUAUAUUUUCGUCCUUUACAGUGUUGUGUAUCGUUCUUUCUCCGUUACGAUCUUCACAGAUCACAGUCAUUUAUAACUUGAACUAUCACUAUUUUUUCUGUUUUUGUUCUUCAACUUUACUAUACUACAAUUUUUAUUAUAAUAUUACAUCUCGCCCACCUAUUACACGCUCACUAUUAUGGAUACUUGGACUGCUGAUAUCUGGAAUGGCAAUGUAGAGGAAUGCAAGAGAAUCCUGAAUGAACCAGGGAAUUGGGAGAAGGUGCCUUUAUUAUUUGAUGAUAAAUUAGCUCUUGGGACUUUUGUACGAUUUAAAGGAAUGAUACAAGAUAUGUUAAAUCCAGAAUACUAUAGUAGCAAUUAUAAAAUUGUCAAUUCUGAGAAUGAUGAAUUUAUUUUGCAUCAAGCAAAAUAUCAAAGCAGCACAAAAAAUCUUCAACCCGGAGAAGAAGUUGUAUUUGGAGGAGAUACAUUGAUGGAACGACAAAUUGUUGCAUGUAUCCCAAUUCCAGGAUUGAAUGAAUGGGCCAAAGAUGUAACUAAUACAAACAAAAAUGCUGAAGUUCAACUUGAAGAAAAUGUGAAUAAACGUAUUCGUCUUGAUCCAGUAUGUCAAAAAUACUCUAAGGAAAUAUUUAUUUUUGUAUAUCCUGAAGAUAUUAAUACCAGUGAAUUCAAGUUAAACCAAAUUGUAGAAGUUGUUGGAUUUCUUGACCGACGUACAAUUCAAGAAGACAGUGGAGAUUUAGAAGAACAAUCUUCAAUAGCUAAAGAAAUGCAUUGUAUUCAUGCUGUUCAAUUGAAACUGCUAAAAAACUUAAUUCCAGAUGAUGAAGAAAUGUAUAAAUCUAUCUGGAAUGAUGCUUCAAACAUUCGUGCAGAGCUGAAAUUUGUAUUAACUCAAGCAUUAUUAGGAGACUCUUUAGCGGCUGAUUAUUUAUUAUUCUAUCUUGUAUCUACCAUUUAUAAUAGACAGCACAAUUUAGUUCCUGGAAAAUUUUCAUUAAACAUUCGUGGGAUUCCUAAUGGUAUUGGACAAAACUACACAAAAUAUUUAUACUCAUUAAUAUCUUAUUUGGUUGUAAAAAGUGAGUACAUUCCAAUCCAAAUACACACUUUGAAUAACAUGGAUUUGAUUCCAAGAAAAUGUUAUACUUCCAAUAGACUAUUGAAAGGAUUUUUACAGCUAUCAGAUAGGACACAUUUGGUCUUAGAUGAAACAGAUUUACAGCCGGGUAAUUUGGAUAGUAAAGGAAUCCUAAAUCUUGAAGCUCUAAAAAAUAUAAUAUCCAACCAACAAAUGAAGUAUGAUUUCACUUAUUAUGGAAUGGAUUAUGAAACCCAAAUACCAACACUGACAUUAUCAAUUGGAAAAUCUCUACUACCUUGUGAUAUUGAUAUUGUGCUGAAGCCAGACCCAUCUUGUUCUGGCAUUGAAGAGACAAUGAAUUCAGUACAUGGUUACCUAAACAGUCAGUUACCUCUUUUGAACAAAUUGAGAAAAUAUAUCGCAAUAAUUUCAACAUUUCCUUUUAUAUAUGAUCAAGAUAUUUUAAAAGUGAUUGAAAAUGAUUACGUGGAGAUGCGAAAAGCUGAUCCCAAAAAUGUUUCUGGUGAUGACUUGCAUCGUUUUAUGAUGAUUUCAAAAUUGAUUGCCUUAUGUUCUGGAAAGAAUGAAUUUGAUAACGAAAUUUGGGAAAAUGGAAAGUCUUUAGAAAAUCAACGGAAAUUAAGAAAUAAGUAAAUUAUACAUUGAAUAUAUAAAUUGGCAUUGCCAAUACUUAAAUGUUUAUUUUAUUCAGAUGUUA